Messenger RNA from Knipowitschia caucasica, 1530 nucleotides. The record is from the annotation of a GenBank genome assembly. Lineage: Eukaryota; Metazoa; Chordata; Actinopteri; Gobiiformes; Gobiidae.
AUGGCGGUGCGCUGGCUAUGCAGCCUGUUCGGGAAGCCCUUUGAUGGUGGUAAGCGCAUGGAUCCCAGCACGCCUCAGUCUCCUCCACAGACACAGCCUCCUCCACCUGGUUUCUCCGUGCCGGCCUUCAUGGUCCCUGGGUUCAGUGCCCCUGGGUUCAGUGUCCCCGGGUUCAGUGUCCCUGGGUUUUCCCUGCAGCCUCACCCGGCCCUCACCCGCCUCGACCAGGUCCACAGGGAGGUGGCAGCCCUCGCUCCUCACGUCUGCUCCUUCAGCGGCCUCCAGCACGACCGCGAGUACAAGAGGCUGGAGAGAGAGCUAGCCAGGCUGCAGCUGGAAGUGGACCAGGUGGACACUGAGAGCCUGAUGGAGCUGCAGGCAGCUCGUAAGCGAGCAGCUCAGGAGGUGGAGGGCUUACUGCGGCACCUGGAGGAAAACGCCACACACCCACAACGUCUGACCAUCGAGGAGCUGAGCAACGAGGCUCGACACCUGGUGGAGCAGACCAUCGUUGCCCCCCAGAGGGCAGGAGGCGCUGCAGACAUUAGUGACGAGCUGGUAGAGGCGCUACAGGGACUGGUGCUGAGACUCACACAGGUGAAGACAGGAGGUCGUGUCCCGCUGAGAAAAGCUCGGUAUAGAGCCCUGACUCGUGUGUGCGCGGUGCAGGAGGUGAUAGAAGGCCGUACACAGCAGACUCUCUCUCUGCCACUGUCUGACGACACUCACCGAGCGGUCCACCACAUCAACACCAUCAUGGGCCAGGUGAGCGUGGCUCGGGUCCAGCUGGUCUCUCUCCUCAUGGGCCUCAGUGGGAGAGACAGUUGUGCUCACUUGUCUCGGAUCCUGACGGAGCUGCAGGGAGAGCUGGACGCUCUGGACGUCUCCAACAACACUGCAGUCCGCAACUACAGGAAGCAGGUGGUGGAGGAGAUCAACGGGCUGCUGAGACACCUGGACCUGGAGGAGGAGGGGGAGGAGACCAGGAGGUACGACUUGUCCCAGAAUGAGUCGAUCCGUGAGAUUGAGGGAGUGAGAUCAGAAGCGGCGCUGCUACGGGAGGGCAUCCUGAGGAGUUGCUUCAUGGGAGACUUUAGCUUCAGACCUAAAGCCGAGCUGCAGUCGCUGGUGUCGCACCUGGACCAGGUGGACACGGCCCGCAACCCCUGCAUCCGAGAGGCCCGGCGCAGGGCAGUGCUGGAGCUGCAGGCUGUCAUCGCCUUUCUGGACCUGCGGGAGGCGCUGACCUUCCGUCAGCCGUGCCCCUCGGAGCCCCCAGCCUACAGCAGUGUGUGGUCAGUGCUGGUCAGCCUGUCGGAGCUGCAGGCCCAGGUGCUGAGCUUCCAGGGCAGACGAGGAGAUAAGAACUUCCUGAUGCUGGAGGAGCUGCUGACCAAGCAGCUGCUGGCACUGGACGCCGUGGACCCACAGGGACACGAGCCCAGCAAGGUGUCCCGCAAGCAGGCCGUCAAGUAUGCCCAGAACAUCCUCAGCUACCUGGACAUGAAGACUGACGAGUGGGAGUACUGA